Messenger RNA from Dioscorea cayenensis subsp. rotundata (Guinea yam), 1253 nucleotides. Its product is annotated as clumping factor B-like. Bases 49 to 1056 code for a protein of 335 amino acids. Gene Ontology annotation, biological process: ossification; cell adhesion. The transcript has 7 exons. The record is from RefSeq and is a predicted model, not a curated record. Lineage: Eukaryota; Viridiplantae; Streptophyta; Magnoliopsida; Dioscoreales; Dioscoreaceae.
UGCAAAUCACUAGAAGAAAAAUAAUACUUCAAUCUGAGUAGGAGAAGGAUGAGGAGAACCUCAAUGACCAACUCUUGCGAGAACACGCCGGUGGCCGAUGAACAAGCUCCAGAGAAUCCGAAGGUGAAUGAGGAAGCAAAGCCGAAUGAGAAGGAUGAGGUUGAAAAGGUCGAAUGUAAAAGUACUAGCUCUGACUCUGAUUGGGAGAGUGAUAAGGAUGUAAAAGAAGGAGAUGAGAAGAAAAAAACUACGGAGGUGGUGAAUAAGGACCAACCAAGUAAGACACAAGGAGAUGAUGGCAAUAAAGAAAAUGACGAUGGAGAAAAACUCGAAUGCAAAAGCACAAGCUCGAAAAGUAACUCCGAUAGCAAGAGUGAUGAUGAUAGUAAAAACAGCGAUGAUAGUAAGAGUGAUGAUGAUAGCAAAAGUAGCGAUGAUAGUAAGAGUGACGAUGAUAGCAAAAGUGGAGAUGAUAGCAAGAGUGAUAGUAAUAGUGUAAGCGGGGAUGAUAGCAAAAGUGAAGAUGAAUCGAAAUCCUUGAAGAAAACGGAAAAGAAGAAGAAAAAAGUUUCAAAGAAGAAAAUGAAGAAGGUGGGAUGCCCCUCCACAAGCUCAGAUUCGACAAGUAAGGCAGAUGGAGAAGAAAAGAAAGAACAAGCUUCAAAGGCAACAAAUAAAGACCAAACAAGUAAGAUAGAAGGAGAUAACAUUGACAAAGAAGAAGGCGAUGAAGAGAAACUUGAAUGCAAAAGCAACAGCUCGAAAAGCAACUCAGAUAGCAAGAGCGAUGGUGAUAGCGAUAGUGGGGAUGAUAGCAAAAGUGAAAGUGAAGCAAAGUCCCUAAAGAAAGCCAGUGAAGAUAAUGAGGGAAAUGAAAAGAAAAAGAAGAAGGCGUUGAAGAAGAAGCUGAAGAAGGAGGCAAACAAGAAGAGUGAAGAGAAGGAGAAUGAACCUGAUGAUCAGAGCGUGAAACAAGAGGGAGGUGAACCAAGUGAUACAAAGGAGGAGAAAAGUAUACUUGCGAAGAUUGUGGGGAAAUUGCCUAGUUAUAACUAAAGAGAUCAAAGUUCUCUCUAUAUGUUUUUAUAUAUCUAUCUAUUUACUUAAUUUUCUAAGUUUUAUGGGAAAUAAGUUGAGAACUCACUGCAGUCAUUGCGGUGUGUUCUGUUUCAGUGACUCCUGCUGUAUGGCCUUGCAAUUUGCUUUGUUGUUCACUUGUUAAUUUGUUUGCUUUCACAUAUUAAUAAAUAAGU